AUGUGCAACUCCAACGUCAAGUCCGCGGGCGUGGCCCAGAUCGACGGCCGCCCGGUGCUGCAGCCGGCGGGCAACCGCGUGGCGGCGCCGGCGGACGCCGCCCGCCCGCUCAAGAAGUCCCUGCAGAAGUCGCUCUCUAUGCCGGCUUCCUACGACAACAACAACAAUGCCACUGCGGCCGCCCGCCCCGCGGCGGCGGCUUCUCUGCUGCCUCCUUCGACGCCGGCCUCGGUCACCGCGAGGGCGGCGGCGAGGGCGGUGGGCGCCGCCGUGGCCGCUGAGAAGACCAGCAGGUCCACCAAGGCCAGCAGGAAGCCCGGCGCCGUGCUGCCGGUGGUGACGUUCGCGGCGCUGGAGGCGUUCGAGCCAGCCGCAGCCGGGAGCAUCGCCGCGGCGCAGCGGGAGCACGCCGCGCAGGCGCAGGCGCAGCGCAAGCUGCGGAUCGCGCACUACGGCCGCACCGCGUCCUUCUCCCGGGUGGAGAGCCGAGUCGGCGCCACCGCCACCGCCACGGCCGCGGCCGCUGCCGAGCCGGCCGUCCCCGCCUCACCCACCGGCCACGACGAGAAGCGCUGCAGCUUCAUCACGCCCUACUCAGACCCUCUGUAUGUCGCGUACCACGACGAGGAGUGGGGAGUGCCCGUGCACGACGACGAGUUGCUAUUCGAGAUGCUCACACUGUCUGGCGUGCAAGUCGGGGCCGACUGGACUUCCAUCCUCAAGAAAAGACACGUCUACAGGGAGGCAUUCUCCGGCUUCAACGUGGACGCGGUCUCCAAGUACACCGAGAAGCAGAUGGCGUCGCUGAGCGCCGACUACGGCCUGGAUUUGGGCACCGUCAGAGGAACCGUCAACAACGCCUGCCGGAUUCUCGAGGUGCGGAGGGACUUUGGCUCACUGGACAAGUACGUGUGGGCGUUCGUGAACAACAAGCCGCUGUCGCCGAGCUACAAGUACAGCCGGAAGAUCCCGGUGAAGACGUCCAAGUCGGAGUCCAUCAGCAAGGACAUGGUCCGGCGCGGCUUCCGCUUCGUCGGCCCCACUGUCAUCCACUCCUUUAUGCAGGCGGUCGGGCUCACCAAUGACCACCUCGUCUCGUGCCCGCGCCACCGCGUCUGCUCCGCCGCCGCCGCCGCACGCGUUAACUGA
Messenger RNA from Miscanthus lutarioriparius, 1149 nucleotides. The record is from the annotation of a GenBank genome assembly. NCBI's taxonomy places the organism in Eukaryota, Viridiplantae, Streptophyta, Magnoliopsida, Poales, Poaceae.